Naegleria lovaniensis is the source of this 843-nucleotide messenger RNA. RefSeq lists its product as uncharacterized. Lineage: Eukaryota; Heterolobosea; Eutetramitea; Acrasida; Naegleriidae. The record is from RefSeq and is a predicted model, not a curated record. The coding region runs from base 1 to 843 and encodes 280 amino acids. The transcript has a single exon. Gene Ontology annotation, molecular function: protein binding.
AUGUCGACCUAUUCCAUGGCAGCACCGCUUGCUAUUCAAAUUUCAUACAAUCAUCAAUGUAUGAUUUUUAGCGAUUUCAACAAUCAAAAAAUUGUAAUUUUGGAAUUGUCGUCCAAACAAUUGAAACGCGUUCUUCCGAAACAAUCUGGCUCAGUAUGUUUGGAGAGAAAUUAUAACAACAAGAAUCAAGAUGCCUUGUUCAUAGUUUCAAGUUUGUGUAUUGUGAAAUUUGAUUUGCAUCAAUUAUUAACGAACAAUUUUAAUGAGCAGAUGGCAUUAUGGACAUCAGAGAAAUUGAAAAAUCCCAGCAGCAUGGUGGUUCAUGAGAGCCGUCAACUAUUUGUAACAGAUACCACGGAUGUGAAAGUGUUUAACACAAGAAAUGGUCAACUAUUACAAGUAAUUCAAAUGCCUGUAAAUGUAAAACGAGUUACAGGCAUUGAUUUUUUUGACCAUGAUACGAUGAUUGUGGGAGAAGGCAAUCCUUAUAAUCGCUUAAUAGUCUUUAAAAACGUUCAAAAUGACAAUGCGGAAAAUUCUGAAAGAAAAUUUGUUUGGCAAUUCGAGAAACAGUUAGUCGAGAGUACUGCAUCCAAAAAUUCUUCAUGGUCUUAUUCAAUGUACCUUACCGUCGAUAAAGCGUCCUUGAAUAUUAUUGCAUGCGACUGCUAUGACCAUUCCAUCAAGAUCUACACACAACAUGGAGAUCUGUUAAAAUCAAUAGGAACAUCGGGAAGUAACCUGCAACAGUUUAGGUAUCCUCAAGGUCUUUGUCUUGAUGAGCUCACUGGAGAAUUAUAUGUGAGUGAUACUGAUAACUCUAGAAUUCAAAUAUUCAAAUAG